Molecule: messenger RNA, 3840 nt
Organism: Neodiprion fabricii
Lineage: Eukaryota; Metazoa; Arthropoda; Insecta; Hymenoptera; Diprionidae
Gene: Tsc1
Product: hamartin
Exons: 15
Coding region: 251-3499 (1082 amino acids)
Biological process (GO): regulation of cell cycle; negative regulation of cell population proliferation; negative regulation of TOR signaling
Cellular component (GO): TSC1-TSC2 complex
Source: RefSeq, a predicted model, not a curated record
CCGAGACGUGCUGAUAAUUCGAACCGCGUAUCGCACAUACACGGUGAGUCCAGCGCACACAGAGAUGAAGCCGCCAUAGCCCCAAAAGAGUUCCUAAAACUCGGAUGGUCAUAUAUGAUGGCUGACAGAUGGCUAUGGGAGAAGCUAAAGUGCGAACCACAAGACUGACUCUCUUUCUUCACCACCAAACGAUAGACGGCUACCGAUAUAUCGAUCAUCAGAAAUUUUAGGGAACUCUGACAGGUUCAAAAUGAGCUCUAGCGCAAAGGGAGUAACCGAGCUUUUUGACCUCUUAGAGUCCAACAAGCUCGGAGCCGUGGAAGAGAUGAAGAAAGUAUUUCACGAUCAUUUCCUAAUUACUAAAGAUAACUGGCUUGUGAAUGGACUAUUCGAUUAUUACCUCUCAACAAACUCCCUCCGAGCCAUCGAGGUAUUGGUGGGAGUCCGAGAACCUCAUGAUAAGCAUCUGCUGGACCGGCUAGCGGAGGCACUAACUAAACAUACUAGCAAUGGGCAAAAUCAGCGGGUACAAGCUCUAACACUUCUAAGCCACGUAGUACGAAGGCAUCCUACUUGGCUGUACAAACUCCCCAAUCAUUGCCUCUUCGAUCGACUACUAAAGCUUCUCAAGACCGAUGGGGAGAUUUUACCACUACUGAGUGCCCUGCUUUUGCUGGUAACGUUACUGCCCAUGCUGCCGGCGUAUCUAAAUCCAUUCCUCAAUGAUAUCUUCGAAGUCUUCGCUAGAUUAGCCUCCUACCACCAUCAACUAUCAUCCCAGGCUUCAUUGGCAACUUCUGCUUCACCUUCCGUAGAAAUGGAGAGAGACAGACUAUAUAUUUUUCAUCUACAGGUCGGAUUGGAAAGUUUGUUUCACAGACUAUACGCGAUGUAUCCGUGCAACUUUUUGUCGUUCCUUCGACAGCACUACAUGCAGCGUGAUUCAUUUGCUACAUUUUCAUACACUGUUAAUCCAAUGUUGGAUUUAGUGCGGAUGCAUCCUCUUCUUGUUACGGCAACCAAAGAAAUCGAGACUUCUGCCAACAGGUGGAAAAAAAUGGAGCAUCACGACGUAGUGGCUGAGUGUGGCCGAUUUGCACUUGACAAAUUUCGGGAGGAUGUGCCAAUAAAUACUGGGUAUCAGCCACCAAUCACACAUCCCAUAAUAGAACCUCCCUCUCACUCUCACGAUCUAAUAGAUGGUGUAAGUAGUCUUGGAUUAAAACCUGUUGGAGAGGAGGGAUUUUGGUCACCAAGCAUGAGUAUACCUCCCAAUAGUCCUCCACCACAUGAAACUCGCUCCACACCUUCAACGCCAAAUAAUAUUAGAAUUGGGGCAUCUCCACCUGAGGCAGCUGUCGAAGCAACACCCGAAACGACUCCAGUUAAGGAUUUGCGGCAACAACCGGCUCGAGCACCUCCUACUAGCUCGGCUGUAGUUCGAGCUUUGGGCUCUUUUGGCAAUGGGCUAUCGAAUGAAUCACGGCCAUCGACUCCUAUCACCGUAAAUCCUUCCACAGCUGGAGUAAUGAGCAGCACACCUGGCACAAUCGACAACAUUUCAAACAAUACUAAUUCACAUGUGGUUCUAUCUCAAAAGAUUAACAAAUUAUUUGCUGAACGACAAACGAGCCAGCUUAGCUACUCGCAGACUUCUGUGUCCCAAGAAUUCGAGCUAAAUAAUAGUAACCUGAGGAGUAUAAGGGACACUGAAGUUUAUUUGGGUCAAAACGGAAGUAGCGAUGAUUGGCAAGAUGAUCAAGAGAAUGAAAAAUUGGCAAAACAGGUCCUUGAGAUCGUUGGAGAUUCACAGAAAAAUAUUGGUUCCAUAGAAGAUAUAAUUAAAGAGACGUCAAAUACUAAUUCAUCUUUUGAAACCGCGAUGGCAAACUUGUCCCAGAAAGUUCAACGUCUUCGUUUUUAUUCGCAAUGCCAAGCACCACUGUCCCACCAAAUUUCACAUUAUUACAACAAGGUGCGCAGAACCACCUCCUGCCCAGAAAUGAACAUUCAGAAUAAUGGAAUUUUGGGAAGUAUUAAACCAUUUUGUGCCGAAGAAAACGACCAUGAAAAAAGUACAGAGGAGGCGAGUACUCAGACACAUGAUUUAGUACCGUACGAACAUCUUCUACUCGGAGUUGUUUCAAGCAGGGUGCAGGAAUCUGAUCUCGCAAACAAAUCGAACACUGAAUCUUGUAUUUCGCCGAAUUUUAUGUUGGAACGUUACAUCCAGGCUUGUGCACGCAUCACCCACAGCAAUCAUAAUAAACAAACCGGAACUGCUAAACACAAGCAGCACCAAAGACAGAAAAAGAAAGGUGCAGAAGAUGAUCCAUCGGUCCAGGCAGUAAGCGAAGAUGGAGUCGAUUAUGUAAUCCAUAUAAAUUUGGACAGUGGGAAUCAGCUGUUGCAGUUGACACAGAUGCAGCUGCAAUUCGAGCGACAGCGUAGGGAAGUUCAUGCUGAACGGAAUCGAAGGCUGCUCGGAAAAUUACGGGACACUCAAGCCCUCGAAGAGCACAACGCUGCACUGAGAGACCGCCUGCGAAUUCUUGAGAAUGAAACCGAGGAUCUUAGAGUCGAGUUAGAACGCACGAAAAAAGAAGCACGUCAGGCAGAGAGAAGACACGCCGAAACACAUAACCAGCUUCAGUUACAGUGCGCAGAAGAGCAGCAACGAUCUCGUGAAUUAAACGAACUCAACGGAGCGUUGAAACUAGAACUGGAAGAGGAAAGGGCGAAAGUAGAUCAAGGAUUACGGGAACUACGUGCAACCGAAGCAGCUCUUUUUGACGCUGCUCAUCAAUUGAAGGGUGCCCUCAAAGCUGCAAAUCAAGGGAAAUUGUUGAAAUGCGCCCUAGAUACAUUGCAAAAGCGGUUCCUGCUUCUUGGCGAGGUACAAUUGAAGCUGCAAGAACAGAUGGUCGGUCCAACACCAAUGGCAAGACAAGAAGCUGCACAAAUUCAGAGAUCGUACUCAGAAGAAUUAUCCAACUUGCGACGCCAACUGGAGUCGCGAAUUUCACUUAUUGAAGCGCUGAGAGCACGACUGAUAGAAUUAGAAGGUGGAGAAGCACAAAGAGAAGCUUUGCUUACAGAACAACAUCAGCUUUUACAAGAAGCAAAGGAGCGACAUGAAGCGGAACUCGAGGCCUUAGAAUCUAAGUACAAAGCACAGCGAGCGAUAAAUCUACAUCUGGAGGAACGUGUUUUAGAGCUGCUUGGUACUUUGGAGGAUAAAUCUUCAACAAAUGCUUGCACGACCAAUACGGUUUCUUCCGCAUCCCCGAAGGAAAGAUCUCCUCCACUAUCCGUCAGCCUUGCCUCCUCUAGCGAGGGCAGUCUCGCCUUUAUGCAGUCAGGCAGUGGAACUGGAUUCAUGAUGAGCGACUGUUGUGAUCCUGCUGGUGAAAUAACAAACCUCCAAGCUAUAGUUGAUCCUGGACCAAGUCCUUCGCAUGAGAGUCAAACACAGCAACAACAGCAACCUCCUGCUUGAAAUGAAAAAUGCCAAGACAUAAACGCCAUCUUUUCUUGACCACGUAAUUUUUACUUUGUUGCGAUGGUAUCAUGGUGCGGUUAAAAUUAAAAGAAUAUCUUUCAUAGCUAUUAACAAUUAAUCAUGAUUCAUGAAUGAAAAGUCAGUGUUGUAUAAUACAAAUAAUUAUUAUUAUCACGUAGACACCAAGAGUUUCUGCUAGACCGCUGAAACGGGAUAACAAGUGAUUACGAAUACUGAUGGAAACACGCUAAUUGUUGAAAUAUUGGCGUACUGCAGUCUCUACAAUUAAUCAGAAGGUUCUUACUGUCGAAUCAAUAUGAAUAAAAAAAAUUGAAAUA